UUGGAAUUAAUAACGCCAUGGUAUUUUUUUGCUCCUGACCUUCCUGGCCCUCCCGAAACUUCAAUGACUCUUAAUUAUUCUGUCAGUGGCAUAAAUAGUACAAAAACUUCCAACUUUCUUUCGAUUGGAUUUCUUGAUCAAGACGAUGAUUCUCCCUUUGAUUUCCAUCGGUGGCAAGUUAGUGCUGGUUUAACAAAAGUUCAUAUAACUAAUAUAUUUGCCACAUUACCAUUUAUAGAGGAUUAA
Dentiscutata erythropus is the source of this 246-nucleotide messenger RNA. The record is from the annotation of a GenBank genome assembly. NCBI's taxonomy places the organism in Eukaryota, Fungi, Glomeromycota, Glomeromycetes, Diversisporales, Gigasporaceae.